AUGUUAAGAAACUGUUUCAUCAAAAGUAGAAGAUCAUUAGCCACUGCUGCCUUCAAAGAACAAUUAUUACCAAAGAAAUAUGGUGGUCGUUAUACGGUUACUUUAAUUCCAGGUGACGGUAUUGGUCAAGAAAUAACUAGCUCAGUUAGGAAGAUUUUUUCCUCUGAAAACAUCCCAAUUGAUUUUGAAGAGAUCGACGCUGAAAACAAUGUUUCUAAAGCUGUUGAAAGUUUGAAAAGAAACAAGGUUGGUUUAAAAGGUAUCUGGCACACUUCAGCCGACCAAUCUGGCCAUGGCUCUCUAAAUGUUGCAUUAAGAAAAGAAUUGGAUGUCUAUGCUAACGUUGCUUUGUUCAAAAGUUUUGAUGGUGUUAAGACCAAGAUUCCAAAUGUUGACUUAGUUAUCAUCAGAGAAAACACAGAAGGUGAAUACUCUGGUUUGGAACAUGAAAGUGUUCCAGGUGUCGUUGAAUCUUUGAGAAUCGUUACUAGAGCCAAAUCCGAGAGAGUUGCUAGAUUUGCCUUUGAUUUUGCUGUUAAAAACAACAGAAAAUCUGUCACUGCUGUUCACAAAGCCAAUAUUAUGAAAUUGGGUGACGGUUUGUUUAAGAAUACAGUUGCUGAAGUUGGUGCUGCCGAGUAUCCAGAAAUCGAAUCCAAAAGUAUAAUUGUUGAUAACGCAUCCAUGCAAGCAGUUGCCAAACCACAUCAAUUUGAUAUUUUAGUUACACCAAAUAUGUACGGUGCUAUCUUAGGAAAUAUUGGUUCUGCUUUAGUUGGUUCUCCAGGGUUAGUUCCAGGUGCCAACUUUGGUAGAGAAUAUGCUGUUUUUGAACCUGGUUCUAGACAUGUUGGUUUAGAUAUUGGUGGUAAAGACAUUGCUAAUCCAACUGCUAUGAUUUUAUCUUCUGCUUUAAUGUUAAGACAUUUAGGCUUGAACGAAUAUGCUGACAGAAUUUCUAGAGCUACUCGUGAAGUUAUUGCUGAAGGUAAGAAGACUACUAGAGAUAUUGGUGGUUCUUCUAAAACUUCAGAAUUUACUGAAGCCAUUAUUGAGAAGUUAAAAACUUAUUAG
This is a messenger RNA of Saccharomycodes ludwigii, 1074 nucleotides long. RefSeq names its product isocitrate dehydrogenase (NAD(+)) IDH1 (gene IDH1). The transcript has a single exon. Gene Ontology annotation, molecular function: isocitrate dehydrogenase (NAD+) activity. Gene Ontology annotation, cellular component: mitochondrion. Gene Ontology annotation, biological process: isocitrate metabolic process; tricarboxylic acid cycle. Lineage: Eukaryota; Fungi; Ascomycota; Saccharomycetes; Saccharomycodales; Saccharomycodaceae. The record is from RefSeq and is a predicted model, not a curated record. The coding region runs from base 1 to 1074 and encodes 357 amino acids.